UAUUUGGAAAAAUCAGGAUAAAACGUUAAGAAAAAAAUGGAAAAUUUACAAAAUUAAUGGUUUUAUUAUUCAUUCAAUUUUGUUAUUUGUUAUAAUUCUGUCAGAAAUAUUUGUUUUUUUAAAAUUAAUUAAAUAUUGACAUAGUUUAUAAAAAGGACACUAGAUGGUGUUAGUGGCCUUACCAAAAGUAAUAAUGUUCGAGCUUCACUUAUCACAUUUUCAUUCAGUAUUCUGUAUAUUUUAAUUUGUGACCGCACGCAUUAAUUUUGUUUCAUUCUCCCGCCAAUAUUAUACUUAAUCCGCAAUCACCCUAAUUAAUUUUUAAGAUUAUAAAUUAUAUUUUUCAGUUUGCCUACAUUUUUAAUAAUAUUAUUUUACAGAAAUUUAGAAUACUUAAUUUUUAUUUUUAAUCUUGUUGGAAUUAUUUAAAACAAAAUGAGUUUAUGGGCAGAUAAGUAUAGACCUCAUGCUUUACAAAAAGUUGAUUACCAUCAAGAUCAGGCUAAGCAUUUAAUAAACCUCGUAAGUAGAUUGGUUGUAUAUUAAAUUGACUUUCAUAUAAUAAAGCACAUUUGUAGGUUAAUCAAGGUGAUUUUCCACAUUUAUUGUUUUAUGGGCCCAAUGGUGCUGGAAAAAAGACUCGUAUUUUAGCAUUGUUACGAACACUGUAUGGUCCCGGUGUUGAAAGAUUACGUACGGAACAUAUGAACUUUAUGGUAUGGAAUUAUGCUCAAUAUUUAAAGACAUAGCUUUUAUAUCAAUAAUAUGUUUUUUUUCUAAAUUUAAGACGCCUUCAAAUAAAAAGUUUGAAAUAAUGACUGUUGCCAGUAAUUACCAUAUAGAAGUAAACGCCAGUGAUGCGGGAAUGUAUGAUCGCAUUGUAGUUAUGGAACUCAUAAAAACUGUGGCACAAACCCAUCAAUUAGAUUCAAAUAAACAACGGCACUUUAAAGGUGUCUAAAAGUUUUUGUUAACAUUCAUUACAAAUUUGUGACUAAUUUAAUUCAAUUUAUAGUAAUUUUAUUAACUGAAGUGGAUCGUCUUACUAAAGAAGCUCAACAAGCAUUGCGGCGUACUAUGGAAAAAUAUAUGGCUACAUGUCGUAUUAUUUUGUGUGCCAAUUCUAUUGCUCAAGUUAUUCCUGCUAUACGAAGUAGAUGUUUAGCUAUACGUGUGCCUGCUCCAACUCAUGAAGAUAUUACUUCAAUUUUAAAAGUAUAUUAUUUAAUAUUAAAAAAUAAAAAAUAAAUGUAUUCUGCUAAAUAAUAAGAAUUUUAAUUUUAAAAAAAGAGCUGAUACUGGGAAUGGUAGUGGCCAUUGUUGUUGAUGGGAAGGUAGGAUUCAUAAGGUUAUUUCAUUUAUAUCUGUAAGGAACGAUAAACCAUUGCUUGAUGAAAGACGAUUCCAAGUUCAAUUCGGUAAUGCAUAAUUUAUUUUUUUAUUUUUUCGUUUAAAUUUAAUUUCUGAACAAAAAAAAAAGUUGAUGAUUUUGGAAAUUUUACCAUGUUAGAUAAGUCCAAUAUAAGUAUUAUUACUCAGUUUCAAGUGUCUACGUGAAUUUAUAACCGAAUUACAGCAAAAAUUAAAAUUUCUUAAAAGCUGAAAAGUUUUGGUGAUAAUACCAUAAGAAAAUUGAUCAAAAAAUUGUCUUGUAAUUUUUCGAUUAAAUCAUUUUUCCUAUCAGAAAACAUUGUCCGUAUUUUUAUAAAAUAAUGAAAUUAUGAAAUUGUAUGUUUUCCUACGUUUUUUUCCACUUGGGUGCUUUUAUUUAAAAAAUGGUGUCGAAAAUCAAAAAAUGAUCCCUUUAAAGUACCAUCUAGACGUUUUGAUAUUUCAGAAAAGUUGCUACACGUAAAAAUCAGAACAAAUUUACUAGGAAAGAACAUGUUCACAGGCUAAAAAAAAAAAUAAACAACUUAGUAAAACCAAUGCUCCCUCACUACGUUUAAAAACUAAAAUUAAGUUUAAAAUAUAUACGUGCCCAAUUUAAACACAGCAUAAUUAAAUCACCAAUUAUUAUUAUCUAUUUGUUUUAUUAUAUAUUCAUUAAACAUUUAUAAUAUCUGUAGAUUAUUUGUAAAAAAGAAGGAUUGAUGUUACCAGAUGAAUUAUCUUUAAUUAUUUCUCAAAACUGUGAACGAAACCUAAGACGGGCCAUACUUAUGUUGGAAGCCAGUAAAGUAAAACAGUGAGUAUUUUAUUUUCAAAAUGUUUUGGUUACUAGAUAGUAAUUUUUAAUACCUGAAAUUGUAACUGAGUGUACAUUUUAUUAAAGGUAUCCAUUUGACAUAAACCAAAGUGUUGUUGUACCAGAUUGGCAGCUUUAUAUAAGUGACACUGCCAAACAGAUAUUAAGUCAGCAGACUCCUGGAAAAUUGCUUGAAGUUCGAUCCAUGCUUUAUGAAUUAAUUGUGCAUGGCAUUCCAACAAAUGUGAUUUUUAAAGUAAGCCCAAUUUAUUAAUCACUUAUGAAUUUCUAAUUUGUCUGGUAUGCAAUUUCAGUUUUUACUUAAAGAAUUGGUGAAAAACUGUGACAUGUCAUUAAAACAUGAUAUUGUUGAAAUAUCAUCAUAUUACGAACAUAGCUUAUUAAAAGGUAAUAAAACAAUGUUCCAUUUAGAGGCAUUUGUUGCCAAAUUCAUGUUACUUUAUUCAAAGUUUAUGGAAGAGUCAUUAAAUGGUAUAUUUUAGUCUGUAUACAUAUAGAUACAUAUUAUUUGUAUUAAUAGUAAACAUAAAAAUACAUUGUACAAUUUAUCAUUAUUUUUAUAUUUAACCAAAAAUUGAUUAAAUCUUAAUUAAAAGUAUGUAACAAAUAAUAUUUUGUAUUUUCUGUUAAAGCUAGUAGAUUCUUCAAUAUUAGAGUAUUGACCACUUUUUAGAUAUUUCAUAUCCAUAUUUAUAAAAAUGUUCUAAUAGGUUGUGCGCAAAUACAUCAUAGUUUUAUUGAAUAUCGAUUUUUAAAAUCUGAUCGAAAAGAAACACUCUUCACAACACCAUAAAUUAAAAAAAACUUUAUUUUACAAGUUAAGUUUUUAAAUAGUUGUAUUUUUAUAUAUAGUUAUUAAAUUUACAGAAAUAUUGAUAAUAACCAUUAUUCUGUUGGACAUUUUAUUUUAUCUGUUUUUAUUAAUCAAUAAUGCUAUAAUAAAAGAUAGACAGAUUAUGAUUUUUGAUCAUAUCAGUUAAGGUGAUUUAGUAUACAGCUGUUUUAGUUUGUGCAUUUAAGUGAAUAAUACGCAAAAACAUUAUAUUUAAGUUAUGUAAC
Cinara cedri is the source of this 3268-nucleotide messenger RNA. Lineage: Eukaryota; Metazoa; Arthropoda; Insecta; Hemiptera; Aphididae. The record is from the annotation of a GenBank genome assembly.